AUGCAAAGUGGAUUUUCGGUUUGCAGAAGAAAGGCUGGAUAAACUUUCAGAAAGACUCUUGGAUUAUAUAAUUAUAAAUUGGGACAUUAGCAAUAUCAUAAAGAACCUGGGAGUGUGUCUUUGAAUGCAGUGGAGUAAUUAAAAAAUACAAAUACUUAUGAAGGCAGAAUGAGGAUUAGGAAAUUGAGACUGGAAAGUGAUAGAGUAUUUGGAAAAUUUGUUGGAAGCAAAUUUGUGGUUGAUAAGAGUAGAAUUCCUUAAUACGAUAUACCAGAUUUGACCGGGUUUGAACUUAAACCUUAUGUAUCAUACCACACUCCUUAGGUGGAUAAGGAGACUUAGGUGAAAUUAGAAAGAAUGAAUGAUUUUAAUUUAACAGAGAAUUUGGUACCUCGCUCGGAAACAAAAUUAUUAGAGAAGAAAUGACGCAUCAAAUAUUAAGAAUUUUAAAUACCCAAUCUUAAAUUUCAUACUC
Molecule: messenger RNA, 475 nt
Organism: Paramecium tetraurelia
Lineage: Eukaryota; Ciliophora; Oligohymenophorea; Peniculida; Parameciidae
Exons: 4
Biological process (GO): translation
Cellular component (GO): mitochondrial large ribosomal subunit
Molecular function (GO): structural constituent of ribosome
Source: RefSeq, a predicted model, not a curated record